Molecule: messenger RNA, 1228 nt
Organism: Bufo bufo (common toad)
Lineage: Eukaryota; Metazoa; Chordata; Amphibia; Anura; Bufonidae
Gene: TBX22
Product: T-box transcription factor 22
Exons: 7
Coding region: 62-1228 (388 amino acids)
Biological process (GO): regulation of transcription by RNA polymerase II; cell fate specification; positive regulation of DNA-templated transcription
Cellular component (GO): nucleus
Molecular function (GO): RNA polymerase II cis-regulatory region sequence-specific DNA binding; DNA-binding transcription factor activity, RNA polymerase II-specific
Source: RefSeq, a predicted model, not a curated record
CGUCCAGGUGGAGCUACAAGGAGGAGAACUGUGGAGGAGAUUCCACCAGAUCGGGACUGAGAUGAUCAUUACCAAGGCCGGCAGGCGGAUGUUCCCCUCGGUGCGGGUGAAGGUGAAGGGCUUGGACCCUAGUAAGCAGUAUUUUGUUGCUCUGGACGUGGUUCCCGUGGACUCCAAGCGCUACAGAUACGUCUAUCACAGCUCCCAGUGGAUGGUCGCCGGAAACACGGAGAAUUCCUGCCUCUCCCCCCGCCUGUACGUGCACUCCGACUCCCCCUGCUCCGGGGAGACCUGGAUGAGACAGGUCAUCAGCUUCGACCGAGUCAAACUCACCAAUAACGAGAUGGACGACAAAGGACAUAUCAUUCUGCAGUCGAUGCAUAAGUAUAAGCCCCGGGUCCACGUCAUCCUCCAAGACUCCAGCUUUGACCAGAUCCAGUCUCUGCCGGAAGAAGGGGUGAAGACAUUUUCAUUCAAGGAAACAGAGUUCACCACAGUGACGGCAUACCAGAACCAGCAGAUAACCAAGUUGAAGAUUGACAGAAAUCCAUUUGCUAAAGGCUUCAGAGACCCAGGAAGGAACAGGGUUGUGAUGGACGGUCUCCUGGAGCACUACCCGUGGAGAUCUUCUCUCUCCUUAGACUUUAAGGCUUUUGGGGCAGGUACUCCUGGAAGAAGCUCUGGCUCUUCUCCGCUCACAUCCGGUGGGGGCGUUCCAUCCCCUCUGCUGUCUCCAUCUUGCUCCCCUCCUACGUUUCAGCUGCCCGCCAGGAGUCUUCAUUGCUCAGAGACCUAUCUGCACCCCGUGAGCGCCCCCUUCUACUACAAGGUCUGCCCUGGUGGCAUACUCCGACCGCGGUCUCUGCUGGACAAACGCGGGGCUCCGGGGGGGCACAUACUUUCUCCUGUCAUGGUGGAUGUCCCCUUCUUGUCUUCAUUUGGCUUCUGCAGACACAACAAACUGGAAACGUUCAGAGAUUCGGUAGUGGUGGGAGCGGCCGCCACCAGCCCCAUGCUGUGCGGGAUUCCCACAUCUGGGAACAUUCUGCCCUCCGCAGCUCUCGCCCGAGACGCCCUCGGCUGCUCCUUCCACUCGCCCUACGGCUUCUACGGAUACAACCUCACUGUGCCGUCACAUCUCAUCACCGCAGCCGCGAGUCUAAAGAUGACUGACACUUGUCCCGAAGCCUCUCGCUGGACACCGCCAUCUGCCAAUCAUUGCCUGUAA